Molecule: messenger RNA, 1774 nt
Organism: Cucurbitaria berberidis CBS 394.84
Lineage: Eukaryota; Fungi; Ascomycota; Dothideomycetes; Pleosporales; Cucurbitariaceae
Product: citrate synthase mitochondrial precursor
Exons: 5
Coding region: 206-1654 (482 amino acids)
Biological process (GO): tricarboxylic acid cycle; carbohydrate metabolic process
Cellular component (GO): mitochondrial matrix
Molecular function (GO): 2-methylcitrate synthase activity
Source: RefSeq, a predicted model, not a curated record
CAUCAACGGACCACGCGUGUGCCUUGUGAGAGUAAGACACCGAGAGUUGCCGUCGGCUUUCUUCCUCGCUUCUUGUUUCGAGAUUUAUAGCCGCCAUUGCUCUCUGAAAGACAGUUGUUUUCGCCAUUUGUGUAUUGUCAAUAAGAGUGAAGAGGUGCUGCUCUUCCCCGCAAUCUCCGUACCCCACCAAACCCCUCCUUCAGCCAUGGCCCUGAGCGCACGAACAGCUUCAAGAGCUCUACGAGCCGCCAAGGCACGUCCUUUUGUCUCAGUGCAAACAUGCAGCUACUCGGCCUCCGCAGAGCCAGAUCUCAAGGAAACCUUCAAGAGAGUCCUGCCGGCUAAGCGCGAGCUGCUGAAGAAGGUCAAAGCCCACGCCGACAAGAAGCUCGGCGAUGUCAAGGUGGAAAAUGCCCUGGGCGGAAUGAGAGGCCUAAAAGCCAUGGUAUGGGAAGGCUCGGUUCUCGACGCAAACGAGGGCAUUCGAUUCCACGGCAAGACCAUCAAGGAUUGCCAGAAGGAGCUUCCCAAGGGCACAUCGGGCACUGAGAUGCUUCCCGAGGCCAUGUUCUGGCUUCUGCUCACAGGCGAAGUCCCUUCAGUAUCACAGACUCGUGCCUUGUCGCGAGAGCUCGCUGAAAAGGCAGGCAUUCCCAAGUUCAUCGAGAAGAUGCUGGACGACUUCCCAAAGGACCUCCAUCCUAUGACCCAGCUCGCAAUAGCCGUGUCAGCGCUGAACUACGAGUCCAAGUUUGCGAAAGCGUACGAAAAGGGCAUCAACAAGGCCGACUACUGGGAGCCGACCUUUGAUGACAGCAUCAGCCUGCUCGCGAAGCUGCCAACCAUUGCCGCCAAGAUCUACCAGAAUGCCUACCGCGGCGGCGGCGCCCUCCCCAGCGAGGUCGAUCUCAACCAAGACUGGGCUUACAACUUUGCUUCCAUGUUGGGCAAGUCUGGAAAGAAGAAUGAGGGUUUCCAGGAUCUUCUCCGUCUGUACCUUGCUCUGCAUGGUGACCACGAGGGCGGCAACGUCUCUGCACACGCAACCCAUUUGGUCGGCUCCGCGCUCAGCGACCCCUUCCUGAGUUACAGUGCUGGUCUCCAGGGUCUUGCCGGUCCCUUGCACGGUCUGGCUGCCCAGGAGGUGCUCCGCUUCAUCCUCGACAUGCAGAAGUCUGUCGGUGACAAGUUCACGGAGAAGGAUGUCAAUGACUUCCUGUGGAGCGUCCUCAAGUCUGGACGAGUCAUCCCUGGUUACGGCCACGCUGUGCUCAGGAAGCCCGACCCGCGUUUCGAGGCUCUUAUGGAUUUUGCCGACGCCCGACCUGAGAUCGCAGCCGACCCCGUCUACCAACUCGUCAAGAAGAACUCUGAGGUCGCUCCCGGUGUGCUCACCGAGCAUGGAAAGGCAAGAAACUCUCGUCGCACACAUAUUGAACAGACCAAGAACCCCUACCCCAACGUCGAUUCGUCCUCCGGUGUCCUAUUCCACCACUACGGCUUCACCGAGACACUCUACUACACUGUUACGUUUGGUGUCAGCCGCGGUCUCGGCCCGCUCGCACAGCUCAUCUGGGACAGGGCAUUGGGUCUGCCCAUCGAGCGCCCCAAGUCCAUCAACCUUCAAGGCAUCCUGAACCAGGUUGGUGCUUAAACGCGGGGUGACCAAAGAAGGGAUUGGGGCGGUCGAUGAAAAGAAUACCACGAACUGAUGUAAAUACCAAUAUGCAGCGUUGAUAGCUCAACCAGAAUAGAUCUCUCUCACGAUUCUCGA